UGGAUUGAAGGGAAAUGAGGUGGAGGUGAGUGGUUGUCUUAUCAUGACAACAAAAAAUAAGAGGAAAUGAUGAAACAGUUGAAACUUGAAAAAUUUAUUUGAGUGGACUACACUCCACACCUCAUCACAACACAACACAAGCAGCAUGGCAAGAUUGGUUGCAUUCCAACAGAAUCAACUAUCUUUCCCUCCUUUAGCUUCCUCUCUUUCUGAUUUCACUGGAACUAGAUUUCAAACUCAUAUUCAGUUGAAAAGAAAAACAUGGCAGCCAAAAGGGUCUUUUUAUGUAUCAGCAUCAACCAACAAGAAAGUCCUCAUCAUGGGUGGCACUAGAUUCAUUGGUGUCUUUUUGUCUAGACUCCUUGUCAAACAAGGUCACCAGGUAACAUUAUUUACAAGAGGAAAAGCACCUAUCACUCAACAAUUGCCAGGUGAAUCAGACACUGAUUUUGCUGAUUUCUCUUCCAAGAUCUUGCAUUUGAAAGGAGACAGAAAGGACUAUGAUUUUGUGAAAUCAAGUCUCUCAGCACAAGGAUUUGAUGUUGUUUAUGACAUAAAUGGAAGAGAGGCAGAGGAAGUUGAGCCCAUAAUUGAUGCUCUUCCUAAUCUGGAACAGUUCAUUUACUGCUCUUCUGCUGGUGUCUAUCUCAAAUCUGAUAUAUUACCUCAUGCUGAGAUUGAUGCAGUUGACCCUAAGAGCAGGCACAAGGGAAAGCUUGAAACAGAAAGCUUGUUGCAAUCAAAGGAUGUUAAUUGGACUUCUAUAAGGCCAGUGUAUAUCUAUGGACCCUUGAACUACAAUCCUGUUGAAGAAUGGUUCUUCCACAGAUUGAAAGCCGGUCGCCCGAUUCCUAUUCCCGGCUCAGGAAUACAGAUUACACAACUUGGUCAUGUUAAGGAUUUGGCAACAGCCUUUGUGAAUGUUCUUGGAAAUGAUAAGGCCAGCAAGCAAAUAUUCAACAUCUCAGGAGACAAAUAUGUCACAUUUGAUGGAUUAGCAAAAGCAUGUGCUAAGGCUGGUGGGUUCCCAGAGCCAGAGAUCAUUCACUACAACCCUAAAGACUUCGAUUUUGGUAAAAAGAAGCCAUUUCCAUUUCGUGACCAGCAUUUCUUUGCAUCAGUGGAGAAGGCAAAGAGUGUGCUUGGGUUGGAACCUGAUUUUGGCCUUGUAGAAGGUCUUACAGACUCAUAUAACUUGGACUUUGGUAGAGGAACUUUCCGCAAAGAGCCUGAUUUUUCAACCGAUGAUAUAAUUCUUGGCAAGAGUCUUGUUAGUGUAUGAUCAUCAUUAUAAAUUAUUCUUCUUUCAAUUUUUAGUAUUUCACAUAAUUAAAAAAAAAAAAAAAAAAAAAAGGAUGUUUGGGUUUGCUACAAUGUCAAAUCAUAUAAAGUGAAAUCUUCAUGAGCUACUCAUUAAGUAAUAUUUUUUUUAAAAGUAAGAGAAUGUUUGUACCUACAA
Messenger RNA from Cicer arietinum (chickpea), 1459 nucleotides. RefSeq names its product chloroplast stem-loop binding protein of 41 kDa b, chloroplastic. NCBI's taxonomy places the organism in Eukaryota, Viridiplantae, Streptophyta, Magnoliopsida, Fabales, Fabaceae. The record is from RefSeq and is a predicted model, not a curated record. Gene Ontology annotation, cellular component: cytosol. Gene Ontology annotation, molecular function: UDP-glucose 4-epimerase activity. Gene Ontology annotation, biological process: monosaccharide metabolic process.